Molecule: messenger RNA, 1183 nt
Organism: Schizophyllum commune H4-8
Lineage: Eukaryota; Fungi; Basidiomycota; Agaricomycetes; Agaricales; Schizophyllaceae
Exons: 5
Source: RefSeq, a predicted model, not a curated record
GACCUAAUCUCAACACCCCCUGCCGCGCACACGUCCUAAGGCUCUCCUGCUCCCUCCUCUGACAACCGCCUUCUACUUGUUCAAAGUCUUUCUAGUGGCCUAUCAUCCUCCCAAACCCUUCCCUUCCCCAGCACAAACCGCCCUCCCACAAUUGGCUUUCCCUUAUGACGUCGCGCCCAUAAGCAGGCACGUCCCAUGUGAUUCCUACCCCCAUUUCACAGCCACCCCCGACCCGCGUUCCCGCCAUGAAGCCUCCGGGCGGGGUUCAUCCGGUCCCGGACCUUCACCCUCGUUGGCUGCCUCCCACACUCAUGCGCAGCGACGUGCGCGAGUCUUAUAGCUCACCAGGCGGUCACUCACAAUAACCAUGCUUGCGAGCCUUUCAUCCCGCCUUCUCGAUGUGCGGGUAGAAUACCAGCGCGGCGCGGAGGAAGAAGAGGACUCGACGAUCCUCGUCGAUGUCGACGCGCUUCGUGCGCUGAGCCUACCAGACAUCCUCCCUCCAGGCGUAUCCGACACGCUUAUCCCUGGCGUAGCGACGCGCUUCGCGGGCCUAUGCACCCGGAUCUACGGCGCGUUGGGGGAUGAUGUGUACACGCUCUCCCAGGCAUUGUUAGCCUUGGAAGACGCAGGGGAUGAGGAGGCUGAGGGAGAAGAGCCCCCGAUAUCCAAAUCCUUGCGCGCCCCUCACCUCCCCCACCGUCGCCAGCGCCGCCGGAUCGGCUUGCGGCCCCGCCCUACCCACCUGCAAGACACCCUUCUCCUUCCCAGUCCUCGCCCCUGCGUCCCCUCCAUCAUUCUAUCCCCUGCACCUCCUUUACCCUCACCCACCGCCUCCUGCACACCCUGGCAAGACGUCGCCUUCGGGUCGCGUUUGAGUGUUCCCGGACACCCUGCCUUCAACGCUGCACAUCCGCCCUUGUUAGCACGACCGCUACCUGGCAGACCAGACGCCUGGGAAUGGCGCGAAAGGGAAGGACGGUGGGUAGCGUUGCUGCCGGGUUUGGAUGCGCAGACUGCGCGGGGGCUGUUCUCGCGGCCGAUAUCUGUAAAAUAUGGCGAUGCUUCUGGUUGCCCACGUACUAUCCUUCGUAUACCUACGACAUACCCGCUGCUGCUCCUACGAGCAGCACCACAUGUACUACUAUCGCACAGUCUAUGCGCAUCGAGCGUUCGCUGUUCA